Bicyclus anynana (squinting bush brown) is the source of this 6529-nucleotide messenger RNA. RefSeq names its product protein Star (gene S). Bases 348 to 1319 code for a protein of 323 amino acids. Lineage: Eukaryota; Metazoa; Arthropoda; Insecta; Lepidoptera; Nymphalidae. The transcript is spliced from 6 exons. The record is from RefSeq and is a predicted model, not a curated record.
UCCUUGUGAAAGAAAAGAGUAGAUGAAAUCUAAAUACAAAUUACAAUUUUAUUAAUCUGUGAAUUUUGUUUUCUCAUCAACAUUUCAAUUUUCAGCAGAUAAAUUAAAAUUAUUUAAUUAUAUUGUUUGCGGUUGUAUCAUAAAAUUAAAAUUAAUGGCUCGAAACCCCAUAGUAAUAAAUAUAUCAAAAAGAUUUCCAAUUCCAUGUUAUUUAUGAUUUUAUUCAAGACAGUGCCUAAGUUAAGUGUAUAGAAAAAGUGAUUUCUGGAGAAAAGUUAUUAUGAAGUGUUAAUUUGUUAAUUUCGUUUCUGUGUUAAUUUCGAGAUAGUUCCAGUUAUUAUCAAAAAAUGGUUGAAAAGAAAAUACAAGAAAACCCUCUACCCGAGACUCCUGAGCAUGAAGCACAGACAUCAGAAACACCGGAAAAAACAAAAGAUCUCCCCCCCAGUCCCAUACCAGUGAAAAUAACUCCCCCCACCCCAGUCACUCCGUCACCAGUGUCCCGAGUCAGCAUCCCCUCGUUCACCAAGACUCCUCCCAAUGAACUGUACCGGAAGCUGUUGCCUGCAGUGUUGUUCCUGCUCACGUUUGUCACUGUCAUGACAGUGCUGCUGAUCUAUAUGGAUACUGUCGCUUUGGGAGCGCAGCAGUUCCGCCUGAACAUGUCGCGGGACUACGAGCUGGCGCGCAUCCCCGCCGAGUCGCCCACGCUGGUGGCGUACGUGCGCCAGCUGCACCUGGCGCCGCGCGCGCCGCGCACGCCGCCGCCCACGCCCACGCCCACGCCGCGCGUGCGUGCGCUGGACCGGCUACUGGGGGAGAUGUACAAUGGUACUCUGGUAGAGUUUCUCCCGCGCGGCGGGCGGGACCCCACGGCCGCCUACCUGGAGACGGUGCGCGGCUGGAGCGGCGUGGCCGUGCGCGCCGCCCCCAGGGACUUCCUGGCGCUCCGGGGCGCCGCCAGAGCCCUGCACGCUUGCCUCAGCCCUACUGAUCAUCCUAGAGAGGUGAGCUACGAGGAGGCGGAGGGCGGCGGCGGCGUGUUCCGCUCGCGCGUGCUGUGCCUGCCGCUGCUCACCGUGCUGCUGGCGGCCGACGCGCCGCGCGCCGACUACACCGCGCUGGCGGGCCCCGCCGCGCCGCGCGCGCUCGCCGCGCUGCCCUACGACCGGCUGCGACUCAAGGUGAUCGACUUCCGGUCCACAGACCCGGUGGCGUUGAACAAAACGACGGAAGUGCUGGAGGCGAACAACUACACCGUCGCCGCCACCUUCGACGACGGCAUCAUGUACGCGCUCAAAGACAUCAGGCAGGAGUGAGGUAACUGGGGACAAUUGUUCCCUAAACGUAACUCAUCAUAUUUGCCUGUUCUAAGACAAUACAAGUGAUCCCCCAGGGGACAAUUGUUCCCUAAUCAUACCUCAUCAUGUUUGCGCCUCUUCCUAGACAAAACAAGUGAUCCUCCAGGGGACAAUUGUUCCCUAAACGUAACACAUCAUAUUUGCCUCUUCUAAGACAAAACAAGUGUUCUCCCGGGGGACAAUUGUUUCCUAAACGUAACUCAUCAUAUUUGCCUCUUCUAAGACAAAACAAAUGAUCCCCCAGAGGCAACUUUUCCCUAAACAUAACUCGUCAUAUUCACCUCUUUAAGACAAAUCAAGUGAUGCCCCAAGUCCCUUAACUAAUUAGGGAACAAUCAGUUGUUAUAGGGGCGAUUGUUCCCUAACCACAUUUGCCUCUCUAAGACAGACAAAUUAAGUCCCAGGUUUGUAAUUCUUUAAUUAUGCCUUUCUAUAUUUGCCUUAUAGAAUAAAUACUUUUUGCCAACUCUAAAUAAAACCAAGUUAAUGCCCAGGGCAAUUGUUCCUUUGUUAUAUUUGUCCUAUCUUUUAUAAAAUGGCCUAAUUAAGACAGCUAAUGUCUCAUGACCAUUAUAAAUCUUUUAUAUAACUUGUUAUAUUUAUUUUGUCGAAAAAUACUCUUUGUCCUCUCUAAAACAGAGCUGUGGUGCCUGUAGGCCCAAGAGACCACGUGUCUCGUGUAGAGAAAAAGACAAAUGUCGACCACUAGCGUUGUAGUUGAAACAACCGCACUCUCUUUCAUACCAACAGCAUCUUGAGCCUAUAGGACAACUAUUAUCCAUAACUCUUUAUAUUUGAGUCUGUUCAUGUAUUAUGGAAGUAGCUUUAUUAAAAUUAUUUAGUUUGAGCUUAUAUCAGCUCAUUGGUAAAGCGGCCGGACUCAUCACCAAGGGUUGGUGGUUGGAUCCCUACUUGUUGGACUAUUGUGUUGUACCGUGUAUUAGGAGUCUAAUAGUCUUACCAGACUAGUUUGAGGCUAAUGGAAAUACUGGUCAUAUUUAAAAAGAUAUGCCAAAUAUUCUUAAAAAGAAAUAAUAUAUAUAUAUUAAACACUCCCCCACUCCCUAGACAGAAAGUGGGUAAAAAAAACCCCAUUUUGUUGAUAAUAAGUGAAGCAAUACAAUAAUAAUAAAUGACAUAUUAUGUGGUAGCCCAGUGGAUUCUGCUUACGAUUCCGGAGGGUGUGGGUUCGAGUCCGGUCCAGGGCAUGCAUCUCCAAAUUUUCAGUUGUGUGCAUUUUAAGAAUUUAAAUAUCACGUGUCCCAAAUGGUGAAGGAAAAACACCUGCAUACCAGAGAAUUUUCUUAAUUCUCUGCUUGUGUGAAGUCUGCCAAUCCGCAUUGGGCCAGCGUGGUGGACUAUUGGCCUAACCCCUCUAAUUCUGUGAAGAGACUCGAGCUCAGAAGUGCGCCGAAUAUGGGUUGAUAACGAAGCAAAGCAAAGACCCCGUGACCCAUCAUUAAUGCUCACAUAAUACUUGAACGAUCCCUUCCUCAAAUAUAAUAAAUAUUUAGAGGCCUCUGUAAGACAAAACCGAGGUAAUCCCCAGGGCAAUUAUUCCCUAAUCACUCGUUUAUGUUUGUCCUAUCUAAUAACUUAAUAAGUAUUGUUCUAGUAUUAUAUCUAAGCCAUGACUAAGGUAAAUAAUACAUAACUGUAAAACCCUAAUUUUUAUAGUGUUUAAUCUAUUAUACUGAAACCAUAUUGUCUCUUAAGACUUAGUAUCUUUGUUAAAUUAAAAAUGAUAAAAAAAAAGACAAACUGUUUAAUGUCUGUCAUAACUGUGGUACCUAUUUUAACUUAAUUUAAUAAUCAAAUUUUUUAAUAUUUCUAAUUUUACAAAUAUAAAUUCAUAAAACCCUAACAAUACUUUUUGUUUAUUGUAAUUGAAUGUUAAAAUAUAAUAAUAACGAAAAAGGUUUAUUUUAAAAUAAACAAUUUAAUUUUAACAUUUUUAUUUUUACAAAUGUAACUUUAUGUCAGCAAUAAAUACUAAUUAUUAUUAUUAAUCGAUUAUAAAAUUUUAUUUUUUUUAAUCAUUGUGAUUUUGAUCAGAAUCUUGUUAUUUAGAACAUUAAGAAUAUUGAAAUCGAAUGUGAUGGUGAUAAUCUAAAACGAUAGCCUUAUUAGUCACUUUGCACAGUAAUUAGGGAAAUGUACCCUUAGUACAAUAGUUCAUCUCUAUAGCCAAGUUCUGUGAUAUGAAAGUAUGAUAAAUUGCAAUGAAAAUGAAAAAAUAAGUUACUUUCAUUCUCAAUGGAGACCUCUAAUUUUGCAAAUUAAAAGUUAAAUCAACUGACAUGAUUUGUGAAAUCUUGUACUGAGGGUAAAAUUGUUCUAAUUCAAUUUGAUGUUUUAAAUUAUUUGUGGCCACUUUUAAUAGUACUUUUGAACAUCACAAUGUAGUUGUUAAAAAGCCUUUUUUUAAUAGAAAGCUUGUACGGGAUGUAAAAUAAGCUUGCCGUGUCAGUAAUAUAAUAAACAAAAAUAGGUAAAAAGGUAUAUUUUGAAUUUUCUGGGAUAUUCACCAACCGAAGUACAAGCUGUUUUAUAAUUAAGUAUUAAAUUUUCUUAGAUCUCUAGUGUGAUUGGUGAAAAUGGUGAAAUUGUCAUUUGAAUCAUUAAAUACUUAAUAAAUAAUUUGCAUGCCAAAUUGGCAAGAUACAUUUACCAUCUACAUCUACCGACCACCUGUAUAUAUUAUGCAUGUAUCUGCAAAUAAAUAAAUUGAUUGAUUGAUUGAAAUAUGAUUUAUUCAUAUAAAAAAAUGUCUACUGUUUCGCUCCAUUUAAAUUUUCAAAUUGGAUUGGAACAAUAUUUGAAUACACUUUUGCCUUAUAAAUUGUUAAUGUAAAGCUCCACACGUACAUAUAUGCUCGUUGGUAUCUUAUUUUCUUUAAUUUAAGCGAAACCUUCUUAUGCUGUUGGUCACUUUCGCUAUAAGUCCAAUGACUGAAACAACUAUCAGAACAAUAACAGACUCAACAUUCCACAUGACGGUAAUCUCUUGAGCAAGGUCCAAGUAUUUCGAUAUUAUGCAAUAGUUAUUAUGAUUUUUAAAACGACGAGCGUGUAUGUGUGUUUUGGAGACUUUAUUUGCAUAAGAUUAAAUACGAUAAAACUUUUCGUCUCACUUUUAAGAUCUGUCAAACUAAAAUGUUUAACUACUUGUACCCUUAAAUUUUUGUAAAUAAGUUUUAAUUUGUUCUGUGAUUUAAAGACUACUAAAACAUUUUUGUGGUUACUUACUCGUAUGAAGUCCUUGGAUAUUUGGGCAACUCAAAUAAAUAAGUGUCUCAAUUCAAAUCUCAUCUCAAAUCUAGAUUUAAUUAGUAGUGGACUUGGAUACAUCGUUUUCAUUAGGUUUAUUUCAUAGUGUGAACUUUUAAGUCGCUUCUUUUUCAUCUUUUUCCAUAGAACUGCCAGGCAUCUCAGUGAUCUGCAAUCUUACAUAGCCCUUGAAAAAAUCUUCUUUCCUGAUGAAUACUGUGAAGCUAUGUAAUAUUUUUCCAGCUUUCGUUUUCUCUGCCAAAUCAAGAGUGCAGGCACCUUUUAGGCAAGCGCUUUUCUCAGUAGGUUGCAUUUUCACUUACCUUUACGUGUUAUUGCAGCGAUUACAAAUAAUCAUCUGGAAGGCUAAAUCGCCAUUAGUUGGUUUCAAUUACUUGUCAGUAUGUUCCUUGAAUAAACGCAAGCAAAUAUUGUCGCAGGGAAAUCCAGAACAGAUUAAAUCUUAUUUCUGUUUAUUAAUAAAAAUGAUCUUUUACAAUCUAAUGCACUGUUUACAAUCUCUUUUUACAUCCUCUCUAGCAAUCUUUGUAAUGUUGAUACUAAUUAAUUGUAAUGUAAUAAUGAAUUUUAUAAUAAUUAAAUUAAAAAAUUGUAGAUAGAAGAAAUAUAUUCUUGGACACUUUUAAAAGUCGAGUUACUUAUAUUGAAUGAAACUUCAAAUGAGAUUCAAUAGUGUUUGAUGUUUUGACUUGAUUAAAAAGUUUUUGGAAAAGUUAAAAAAUUAAAACUGUCUAAGAAUAUAUAUUUUUUAAAUAAAAUUAAUCUAAUAAUUAAAAUCUCUAUAAAAUAAUUCUUGCCGUACAAAUUUUUAUUACAAUAAAACUUUUUUUUAAAUAAAAUUUUCUUGUAGUUUAAUCAAUAUUUCGGAAUUCAUGAAAUGCUGUGCGGGUUGUCAAUUAUACAAAGACCAAAUUAGACGUAAAAUAUGUUCAUUUGCCUUGAAAAAGUGCCCUGUAAUGUUAAUUAAAUGAUAAUAAAAAAAAACAUGCAUCUAAUAUAACCAAUAUUUUGUGAAUAAACAAUAUUGUUUAUUCUAUUAUAAUUGUUUAUUUUUUCAUGACGAUGGAUUUUAAAUGAAAUUAAUAAUGACAUAAUUUUAACCAAUACGUAUAUUAAUUUUAUUUAAUUUAUAUUUUUUUAAUGAAACAAUAUUUUAUGCCAAUAUAUGCCUGCAUCAUAUUAUUCGAGUAGGUAUACCUAAUAGCAAGCAAAAAAGUGAAAUCAAAGUAUUAUAAUUUAAUUAUGUGCUAAUUUUAAAAAAUAAUUAUAGUUUUUAAUUCCAUUAAUUAUUAAGUGUAUUUUAAUGAUAUCAAAUGAUUUUUUUAAAACGUAAUUUUAAUUUUGUCGAUAAAGUUGGAUUCCAUUCCACUUAUUAAUUAUGAUAAUUCCGUCUUAAUUUAUUUCAUAAUGGAAGACUGAUUUAAGAUUAUUAACUUUUUAUAAAUUAUGUAGAUUUGUUUUAACGUGAAUUAAAAUCUCAUUUGCUUUAAUUUUUAUGCACACGAUUAGGAUUACUGCUGGUUGCAAUUGAUCGCGACAAUCGCACUGCGACUGCAAGUUAGAAACGCUAAAUACCUUUGUGGAUCUUCACUGUGAAAACUUAUUCAAAUAUAUCUGCAUCUCAGUACACGUUGCGACUGUCGCGUUUUAGUUGCGACGAACGCGUCAACACAGCUGAAGACGACGUGUGCAGAGGCUUUUAAUUAGAUAAUUCAAUGAUUACUAUGUAUUAUGAUUUUUUUUAUUGUAAUCUCAUUUUAUUUCGAUUGUAAGCAAUAACAUGUCAAUGUGUAAUUAUUUUUAAGCUUUAGUAAGAUUUUCACUAGAUUUAAUUUAAUAUGCGCUCAAUUUUUCACAAAUUAAAUGCUUUAAUUCAA